Messenger RNA from Schizophyllum commune H4-8, 1350 nucleotides. RefSeq lists its product as uncharacterized. The transcript is spliced from 3 exons. Bases 206 to 973 code for a protein of 255 amino acids. NCBI's taxonomy places the organism in Eukaryota, Fungi, Basidiomycota, Agaricomycetes, Agaricales, Schizophyllaceae. The record is from RefSeq and is a predicted model, not a curated record.
GGCCGCCCAGUUCGGGGCACGCCGUGACGGUUCGUCCCGCAGAAAAUCACGCUCCACGCACGCUACCAUCACGUGAGUGCCUCGAGGUCAACAACUGUUGACACCACGUUCCUCGGAUUUUGAUGUGACGGCCCGUGACCGUUCGAUAGCACCCCAGGACCCCCUCCCAUUUUCGUCUCUUGAACCCUCAUCAUCCGCCACUAACAUGAGCUCCCCUCCCCACCACUCGCGCGCCCCCACGCCGCCCUCGACGCCGGAGGAGUUCCUCGCCCUCGAGACCGUCAUGGCCGUCAUCUUCCCCAACAGUAGCCCGCGCCCCGCUGAGCAGUACAAAUCCUACGCCCCGCUGCGCCGCUCCGUCCGCGAGAGCGAGCUCCGGCGCAUCCGCCGCGCCCUCGACCUCCGCCCCUACCAUCUCUCCGCCUACGACGUCCAGCGCCUCCGCGACGGCGUCGAGACCCGCAGGCAGUUCCUCCUCGCUCUCCAGGCCGCCGAACAGAUGGAGGAUCGCCUCGUCGAGCUCAAGUGUAUCGGGCCUGAGGCCGCGCGCCUCACCAUCGCCGAAAAGAUCAUCCUCGCGCGCACGACGCGCACGCGGCAGGGCCUGCGCGACGAGAUGACAGUCUGGGGACGGUUCCUUGAGGACCUCCUGCACCAGGACCGCGUCCUCGCACGCGACAUGCUUGGCGAGGGCGAGUUCUGUAUGAGCCAGUUGCAUAUAUCAGACUUCGCGGUCUGCCAGCGUAAGCAGGUCUACAACAUGGCGAGGGGAAUGGGCAGGGAGAACGACCUGUUCGCGCAUCGGACACACAAGAUGGAGCCGGCGCUGCGGCCUGCCAAGGACCUCCGUUACGAGUCUGAAGAGGUCAAAAAGCUAGAGAAGGAGAAGCGGCGCUGGCUCUGGGCGAUGCUCAAGGCAUACGACCAAAUCGAGUGCAAGCUCACGGGAGUCGAUGGCCCGGACCAUGUCUGAGCAUUGUCAGCCCAUGACCCAACGCUCCCCCUCGUGCAUCCUCGAGGCAGGCCAUAAGUCACUCAUGAUUCUCAAUUAUGACCCGUUCAACAUUCCACGCUAUCUUCUCAUAAACGCACACGCCACUACAAGCCAUCAACGCACUUGUUUAUCACUAUGUAUAUGUUUCCCUGCUGUUCGUCUACUCUACUUGCCGUUCUCGUUGUCCAUAUUUCAAGCUACUUACCGGAUCUUCAUGCAUCUUUUCCUUUUCGUUCUGGGACUGUAUCGCUAUCUAUAUACCAAGUCGCUUUCGCCACUCUUCGAUCGCGACUAUUGCUGUCCUUACUAGUGUCACCUAUGCACGUCUCUGCUAUGUCUAUCUGUCGUCUCCGUCU